Molecule: messenger RNA, 733 nt
Organism: Racocetra persica
Lineage: Eukaryota; Fungi; Glomeromycota; Glomeromycetes; Diversisporales; Gigasporaceae
Source: the annotation of a GenBank genome assembly
CGAAGAAGAAAAGUGGGACGUUCUUCAUGGAUCAGAGUGGAAAGAUGAUGCGUCAAAUCAAUUGCAGGAUGUACAGGACGGAACAAGUAUGGAUCACGUAAACAAAGACUUGGAUAAGAAAUCAAUAUUAUCCUCAUCACUGCAGUCAACAUGUGAACAAUUGAACAAUUUACUUUCAACUGAUUUUGAUGACGAUAUAGAAGAAUCAGAAGAUGAUACAAAUAUAAUUUUAUCUGGAGAAAUAUGCGAAAGCCAAUUUUUAGAAUGGGUUCAUCUAUCCAGUCAAGGUAGUGAGGACUCCGAAACAACCAGAAUAUUGGCAGAAUUACUUAAAGAAGCACAGUUGGAUGAACUUUUAUCUCAAAGUAUAUGUCAAGACAAUGAAUCUUUGACGGAAUUAUUAAAAGAAGCCCAAUCAGAAAAUCAAGUUUUUUGCCAGAACGUACAUUCAGAUACUGAGACGUUAACGGAAUUACUUAAAGAAGCUCAAUUAGACAAUCAUUACUUAUGUAGAAGGAGAUGUUCAAAUACCUCAUCUAUUAACCGAAAUUCCACUUCAACAAACCUUAACUUCAAGACACCAAUAAAUCCAAACCUUCAUUCGAUUAUAAUAGAAAAUAAUAAAUCACCAGAUGAAAAAGAUUUUGUGGGCAUAGUGUCAUCACCAGAACCAUUAAAACCAAUUAACAAAAGCUCACCAGAUCUGAGUGAAUUUGAAUUUGUGAUUGUAUAA